Ctenopharyngodon idella (grass carp) is the source of this 3610-nucleotide messenger RNA. It is a transcript of the gene marchf11, whose product is annotated as membrane-associated ring finger (C3HC4) 11. The coding region runs from base 2314 to 3327 and encodes 337 amino acids. The record is from RefSeq and is a predicted model, not a curated record. Gene Ontology annotation, biological process: protein ubiquitination. NCBI's taxonomy places the organism in Eukaryota, Metazoa, Chordata, Actinopteri, Cypriniformes, Xenocyprididae. The transcript is spliced from 4 exons. Gene Ontology annotation, molecular function: ubiquitin-protein transferase activity; zinc ion binding.
AAAGACUGUACAAUCACAACAGAACAUGAGUGUUAAAUAAAAUAGCAAAUUACAAACAACCUAUUAAAUGCUUGGCUCAAAAAAGACAUAAGCACCAGGACAUAGUGUUUGGACCAAUCACAGAGAACUCAUUUACAUAUACCACCUCGACAGUUUCACUUGGAAUAGUUUACAUUGUUUUAGACAAAAUAACGGCAUUAAAUUAGAAAACACUGAAAAACAUAGAAAAACAUGUUUAAAUGUUAAAAAAAGCCUUAAGGUUAUGAAUAAGCUGGUGUGUUCCAAAACAAUGACAAAAUUCGCAUUUAGGAGAUAUAAGCAUUCAAAUCUUACAGUCUCUCACUUCCGCUAAAAUGGAUCAUGGAUUUUCAUGACAUCACAUCGCACUUUAGUUUCUCGUCAAAUCUUCAAUCAAAAUGCUCCAAAUCAAAAUGGUCCAAUCAACUGCGCUUUAGAAUCUGAAGUCCUGCCUCCUCCAACACUCUUACAGACUCUGAAGCCUUGGCUGAAAUCGGUAAUUUGCUCACACAUUUACUAGUAUCUACAUGGUGAAUGGCACAUAGUGCACUAUAUAGAGAAUAGGGAACGAUUCAGACAGUGUAAAUAUGCUUUCCUUUGACGCGCAACGCGUCAACUCCGGUCCAGACACACGAGAGCACAGAGCGGAUCAUAUGCGCGAGUCGGCACAGACCACAAAAGGUAUCGGAGAUUAGAAGGAAACAGGUUUUACAGAGUCUAACGGCUCUGGCCGAGCUGUAACAAAACGCUAUAGACCCUUUUCACAUUUCCGGGUUUCUCAGAAGCGGAUGACGUCUUCGUUAUAGCGGUGAAUGAGAGAAUACAUUAAUUAUAUUUUUUGUGUUUCCAUUUGCUCAAAUAGCAAAAGAAAAACUCCACAAUAGUGUUUUCACAACUUUCAAAACGAGGAAAAAAAUAGAGAGCGAUUGAUAACGGCAGUCAGAAGGGCUGCCGUUAUCAUCACUCCCAUAGCAGCUGUAUACAAACACCCUCACAGCAGUGUUAACUAGUUUUUUGUAAUUUGAAGCAAAGGUAAUAUAAUACUAAGUAUAGUGUUAUAAAUGUACAUACGUUUUUUUAAAAAAUGAAAACAUAAAAUUUUUUGCAGAAUUUACGAUAUUGAUGACCGUUAAAACGCGUCAUCACAGUCUGUGAAAAGGGUCUACUGGCUAUUUAAAAAAAGGGGCGGGGCUGUUCGAUAUAUCGCCCUGUCUUCCUGUUUCAGUUGAAAUUACGUCAACACAUUAAAUAAUGCUGCGCGUUCCAACACUCUUCAGCGGGCCUUUAAGUUAGCGGUUACGCUUUCUCCAGUAAGAGAUACAGACCCUCUUAUCUCCCUUUAAUAAUACGAUCUCUGUCCAUAUCAUCAACAAAAUGCAAGUGCAAUUUAUUAUAGCUUUACACAUGACUAAUAAAUUACAAAAUCAGUGUUUCGUUUAAAACAUAUUAGUUGACUUUAUCUAAAAAUGUGUUGCGUGCGACUACAUAAAAUUGCUGACAAAUUCCUGAAAGUCAUUGAAUAAUUGAGCACUUUGUGUCUAGCUUAAGCCUGUCAACUGUCACCUUUCUAAAGUCAAAUUCCAAAAUAUAGCCUAUUUGUAUAGGCUAAUUAGCUUUAGAUGAUGCAAUCAUUUAAUUGACAGAAUUUACUUGAAAUUGAAAGUACCUGUACAAAUUUGUUAUCUGUAAGAAUUUCCAAAAUCUUUUUUAUUUCUUUGUAGUCGCUGUUAUAUCAUAUUAGGCGUAAUACCAAGUUAGCACCGUUUUAACUAGUGGGUAACUAUGGUUACCAUCAUGGUAAAUCUUUGAAAAGGCAAUAAGCGCUAUGAGCGCGGGGCUCCGGGGCGGGUGGCUCGCGGGUUUAUCAUAGAGCAGUUACCCAAACGAUUUUCCCGUCAGAAACAUCCUCGUCGCUCACAUUUACUCGCCGUCUCAACAUUCACACAGUCAAACGGUGCUUUUGAUUCUUUUAUGAAAGCUGACUGUGUGGUUAUGUGUGUUUCGUGCCUUCACUGCUCGGUGUUCCAGCACCGCGCCCGGAUGGAAAUGUGUCUUCCGGGGAAAAACUGCUUUCAGCCAACGAGACACCGAGCACAACACGCCGCACAGCUUGGACAUCUGCAACUUUCUACAGAAGCUUGUGCUUUUCUAAGAACGCAUGCGGUCUGAGACGCAGAUCUAUGGCCAGACCCAUGCGUCCCAGAGGGGAGAAGAGCCGUGGAAAAUCUGAUAGAGGCCCGUAAGAGCUCAAACCUCUAAUUUUGCUAUUUCAUUCUGAUAUUAGUGCCGUCAUUCAUGGAUGUGCACGCAGAGGCGGAUCCGUUGCACGUGCAGACGGUGGAUGAACCACCGGGAGGCGCCACCGUGACCGUGACCGUCGCACAGUUUCAGGUCCAAACGGUGCUGAGGAGCGACGGGGAGUUCAGCGAGGAUGACUUGCAGACGGGCGCUAGAGCUCAAACACCGGCAGCGGCUGAUCCGAUCACAGAGAUCGAGAACGAGGAAGGUGCGUGUGCAGGGACGGACGCACCGGGCGAGGACAGCGCCGGGCAGAGCGCGGGGAAAACGGAAACAUUGGGCUCCAGUUGCAGCAACGAGAGCUGCAUCCCGACCCCAGGCUGUCGGAUCUGCUUUCAAGGAGCCGAGCAGGGGGAGCUGCUGAGCCCGUGCCGCUGUGCUGGUUCUGUUCGACAUGCCCAUCAGCAGUGUCUGCUCAAGUGGAUCAGUGAGAAGGGCUCCUGGAGCUGCGAACUCUGCAACUACAGAUUCAACAUCCUGCCUAUACAUAUCAAACCACCACAACAGUGGCAGACUGUCACCAUGACUCUGGUGGAGAAGGUUCAGGUCAUUGCAGUGUUUCUGGGUGGCAUCUUCCUAUUGGCCAGUGUGUCGUGGCUGCUGUGGUCAGCUCUGAGUCCAGAGGCACUAUGGCAACGCAGUGACAUCCUGUUCCAGAUCUGCUAUGGCAUGUAUGCAGUCAUGGACCUUGUGUGUAUUGGUCUGAUUGUUCAUGAAGGUGGUGCUGUGUACAAUGUGCUCAUGCGCUGGCGGGCCGUUAAUCUCUUCUGGGAUGUCCAGAACUACGAUAAAAGCCGAGACCUGGAGACCACACACAGCCCUCACCACAACCUGUGGCUGCCUCUCACGCACACACACACAGUCUCCAACUCACACUCACAAACCACCCGACUGGAGUCAUCACCUCGAUGCCCCCUCCGCCUCUUCUCCGUGUGCCUGAAUGUGACCUCUGACCUCUCCCCCCAAGAGCAAGGCUCAGGCGAGCUCGUCGUUAGGGUCACAUCAGUUUGACAUCGAAUUAACUCGUUCAGGGACCAAUCCACUCUCCCUGCACCAUCCUGUUGUGGGAGGGGCCAACCAGUGGGAGGGGCCUCAGUGUUGGGAGGAGCCUUACUUGAAAAGCACUUUAGAAGAUAACGCAAACUGAUUUAAAUUAUAUAUUGAAUUGUUACUUCGAGCCUGGAGUUCUGGAUCAGCCUUUGAGCAUCGAAGUAAGACUGCAAAGCACACACAGACUUUAACAAAAUUAUAAUGCACAUGAAAUGUAUUACUGCUGUUAGACAAAUGAAUGUUU